Capsicum annuum is the source of this 1700-nucleotide messenger RNA. RefSeq lists its product as uncharacterized. The coding region runs from base 128 to 1546 and encodes 472 amino acids. Lineage: Eukaryota; Viridiplantae; Streptophyta; Magnoliopsida; Solanales; Solanaceae. The record is from RefSeq and is a predicted model, not a curated record. The transcript has 2 exons.
CACGUAUUCAACCCUAUCUAGCCACCAGUUUAACUUCCUCAUUCAAAUCACUGUUUCCCCUUGGCAAUUUUUCCAACACUUUUACUCUUUCCUCUCCAAUUUUCACCAAGGAAAAGAUUUAAAAAAGAUGAUGAAUGUUUUGGCCAUUUCUCUAGUGCUAAUCACACUUGUCACAGCAGGUGUAUUUUCUCCAAACACAGAGAAUAAAGGAGAUGAUGUUAUAGUCAAAGAAGGUCAUAGAGUGGUAGUUGUUGAAUAUGAACCAAAUGAUGGACACACCAAAGUCUCUAUUUCUCCACAAGAAACUGAGAAAACAGGGUACGUUUCAGAUGUCAAAGACAAAUCAUCAGAGAAAGUAGAGGAUGUUAAAGACAAAAUCAAACACGUUACGUCCUCCUCUGGAGGUGGAGGAGAAGGAAAAGAAAAUGGUGAACUUCAUAGGUUUAAUGCUAAAGAACUUGUUUGUGAUGCUUUUGGAAAGUGCAAACAUAGGAUAGCAAGUGCACUUGAAGGGACAAAAGAGAAACUUUCUGAAAAGAUGCAUGAAAUAGAAGAAGAUGCUAAAGAGGGGUUUGAGAAAGUGAAAGAUACAGUAGUUGACAAAGCCCAUGAGGCUUCAGAAAAGGCAAGUGAAGUGAAAGAGAAGGCCAAAGAAUCUGUUGGCAAGAAAGUGGAUGAAGUGAAAGAAGGGGUUAAAGAGACUGCUGAGAAAGUGAGAAUAAAAGCAGUUGACACAACGGACACACUGAAACGCCAUGUGAAGAAGAAUGCUUCAGAAGAUCUUGAAGUGAUAGAAGCAAAGGCGAAAGAUGCUAAGGAUGCAGUGGAAGGCAAAAGGGACUAUCAAGUAAUUCGCAAGUUCUUUUCUCAUGUGUCAACAUACAUCUUUUCAGCCAAGCACUUUCGAUCUCUCAUGGGAUUGAUUCAUUUGUUGGGCUUUGCAUUGUCUUAUGGGGUGUGUGUUUGGGUGACAUUCGUAUCAAGUAAUAUAUUGGCAAGAGCUUUGCCAAAGCAGCAAUUUGCAAUGGUACAGAGCAAGAUUUACCCUGUUUACUUCAAGACUAUGUCUUAUGGCAUUGCUGCGGCGUUUCUUGGACAUUACUUGUGCCAGAGGCAACCAUAUUAUGCCAACCGGACGGAGACAAUCCAGGGUAUCAUAUUUGUGGCCACAUUCUCCAUGACUAUGUUCAAUUCUUUCUACUUGGAGCCUCGAGCCACUAAGGUGAUGAGGGAGAGAAUAAAGCUGGAGAAAGAGGAAGGGAAAGGGAAAGAUGCAUUUUCCGUAGAACCAAGCACUUCAAGUGUUGAUGCUUUCGAAGAUCCAACAGGAGCAGGAAUAGGCGCACAAACAACAACUGAGGAAACUCUUGAAACCAAACAAGAGUUGUCAGAGGAAGCACAGAGAGUGAAACCACAAGUUGAGAGAUUGAGUCAGAGACUAAAGAAGCUAAAUGUAACCUCGUCAGUGCUCAAUGGACUCUCACUAAUGGGUCUUACUUAUCACCUUGUCUACCUUAGCCAACUCCUGCAUUCCACCAGUUACUAACAACAAAGUCAUCCAUCUAGUAGUGUAAUUUUUUGCAUGUAAAACAAUAUAUAGUUCCGGUCUUUAAUUUUUUUUUUUGGGGUUUCCUUGCUCUUUGAGAAUUGAUUCUUGUACUUGAUUAUAGUAAUUUUAAUUUUAAUUCCAAGUCUUUCAA